AUGAAGAUAGAGGCUCAAGCUUUAGAAUUCUUGAUGACAAAAUCCUCAUCUACCGAAACAAAGCUCUCUGAUGUUCUUCCAGGAACUCAAGCUUGGGAAGAUAAAGGCCCAGAGCCUGUGACCCUGCCUGCAACAGCCUAUGUUUCAGAGGCCCAAGCAACAGCAACUCGGGCUGCAAUGGCUCAGGCUUGGGAGACUCAGGCUUUUGUGGCUAAGGCCAGGACUGGCAAUCCAAAGCAAACUGCAUUGACUAUGGCAACUUCCGCAAUGCUUAAACAGACUCUCUCAGAUGAGAAGUUUCAGAUGACAGAAAGCAAAGACAGUAAGAUCUUCACUCGUCCACUGUGGUCUGGAAAGGUUGAAUAUAUCCUGUCCCAGCUGGGCUACAGUGUGAGACCAUCCAAUAUCUGGCAGUUUAUCUACAUGUGGCUUCACUAUGGAGGCUGUAGUUUCCUUGUUAUCUACAUCCUCUUGCUGUUCUUAGUCGGGGUUCCUCUCCUCUUCCUGGAGCUGGCAGCCGGUCAGAGGAUGCGCCUGAGCAACAUGGGUUUAUGGAAGAUCAUUAGCCCCUGGACUGGUGGUGUUGGGUAUACCAGCUUCACGGUGUGCUUCAUCACCAGCAUGUACUUCAAUGUGGUCAAUGCCUGGAUCCUCUUCUACCUGAGCCAGUCCUUUCAGUUUCCUGCUCCAUGGGAGAAAUGUCCCUUAUUGAAGAACUCCAGUGACUUUGAUCCUGACUGUGCACGGACGACACCUUCCAUGUACUUCUGGUACAAGCAGACCUUGAAGGCCUCAGACAGAAUUGAGGAUGGUGGGCCACCAGCCUUCAGUCUGACCCUGCCCUUCUUUAUAUUAUGGUGUAUUGUUGGUGCUUUCGUGUCCAAUGGGCUCAAGUUCAUUGGGAAGGUAAUGUAUGUCUUGGUACCACUGCCUUAUUUCUUCAUCGUGUGUUUCCUCUUCUGGAGUCUGCUGCAGGAUGGGGCCACGUAUGGCCUUCAACAUUUGGUGGUUGCCAAGAUAUCAUCCAUGUACAACAUCCAGGUGUGGUCCCUAGCAGGGUGCCAAGUCUUGUUUGACUUGGGCCUAGGCUUUGGCCCUGUCGCCUCCUUAUCCUCGCACAUGGACCAGUCCAACAACUGUCUCACUGAUGCUUUUGUCAUGGCUGUGGUCAACCUGUUCACCUUGGUUGUUAUCAUACCUUUCAUCUUCUCUAUCCUGGGCCUCUGGGCUACAGUCAUCACGCACCGCUGCAGUGAGAAGAAUGUUGAAAUGCUUAUCCAGCUGAUAGCCCUGGGGGAGCUGCCUGCUGAAGCGCAGCCCCCUGAAAACCUCCUGGACAACCCAAGCUCCGUCUAUAACGCCUGGCUCAAUGACCUCCCCCAGCACAUCAGGGACUUGGUGCUGAGCCGGGUGCCCGAGUGUGACAUAAAGAAGCAGUUUCUGAAGUAUAAGGAGGGCCAGAGAUUUGUAUUCCUGAACUUCAUUGAAGCCACAUCAUUCCUUCCUGGGUCCGUCUUCUGGUCUAUGCUCUUCUUCGUGACAGUGCUCAUCCUGGGACUGAGCACCAUCGUAGGGUUCAUGCAGGGACUUCUGAUCCCACUCCAGGACACCUUCUCGUCCUUCAGGCGGCACAGAAAGCUGUUCUCAGUGUUCGUCUCUAUGCUUAUGUUCCUGUGCGGCCUCUUCUUCCUUCGACCUCCAGGCGUCUACUUCUUCAGUCUGCUGCAUGAACACUGGACAGUCCUUCCCAUCAUCAUCGUUGUCAUGUUUGAAAACAUUACCAUAGUGUGGGCUUAUGGGGCCAAGAGGUUCCUUGAAGACCUUACGAUCCUGUUGGGCCAUCCCAUCUCCCCCAUCUAUGGUUGGCUAUGGUGUGGUCUGUGUCCAGUUAUGUUGCUAGUCAUGUUUGUGGUAACUGUAGUUCGUCUUGCUGUGAAGAACAUCACCUAUGUGGCCUGGGACUCGAGCAGUUCAAAAGAGGUGAUUCGGCGAUACCCAUCGUGGGCACUGGUCUUGAUGCUCAUCCUUUGGCUCGCUGCAAUCUCCCCCAUCCCUGCAUACUUUGUCUACUGCCUCAUCAACAAGAUCCCCUUCAGGUCUAAGAUGGAGGACAAGCCGGCAGUAACCUCCAGUUCCCUCUUCCCAAGUAACCAGAUAAUGCCGGGUCAGGAGGUCAAAAAGGUGGAGAUUCGGCAAGAUAAAGCAAAGGGAUCAACCUGUUGUGUGACUUCCAAACUUCAUUCAACACACACCCCUCAAGAGGUCUGA
Messenger RNA from Lepus europaeus (European hare), 2268 nucleotides. It is a transcript of the gene SLC6A16, whose product is annotated as solute carrier family 6 member 16. The record is from RefSeq and is a predicted model, not a curated record. Gene Ontology annotation, cellular component: membrane. Lineage: Eukaryota; Metazoa; Chordata; Mammalia; Lagomorpha; Leporidae. Gene Ontology annotation, biological process: sodium ion transmembrane transport.